Dicrocoelium dendriticum is the source of this 1723-nucleotide messenger RNA. Lineage: Eukaryota; Metazoa; Platyhelminthes; Trematoda; Plagiorchiida; Dicrocoeliidae. The record is from the annotation of a GenBank genome assembly.
GCCUAAACCAGUUAUCUCAAUGGCCUCUGAAAUUAACGCUUCUGAACUGAAGCGCCUACUUACCUUUUCUCCAGAUACGCCCCAUUCCAAACCAAAGAAGCAACGGAAAAUUAAUAAAUUGGAGCCUCGGAAACGCUGCAGGCUUGACAACACGGAUGUCAUAGAAUCUCCUUCUGCUGCAGCAGAUUGUGAUGUUAAGAUUGGACUACCCAACGCUUCAUCCGGUCCAACUUCUGACUUAGACCCCAGUAGUGAUUAUGAGCUCAGUGAAGUGAUACGCAACCACCUAGUCCGCAAAAAUGAACGGACACUGUGCGUUUCCGGGCUUCCUGCUGAUGUUACCGUUGCAAAACUUCAUGAUCUCGCUCCUGACGUGCAUGUUGUCAAACUUGCGUGGAGCUCCUUGUUUCACAAAUGUACCGGUUCGGCUCUUCUAGAGUUUGAAUCCACCGAAUUAGUCCAUCAUUAUCAGAAAAAACUCGACGGCCUUAAGUACCGUAAUAAAAUUCUCUCGGCAAGAACUGGAACAUUCCUUCCAGAGGAUGCUGGUCGGUACGAUUGGACUCGACUUGUUCUAUACGGACUGCACCACAAAACCCGUGUGGCAGAAAUCGCCAGACGUUUCCCUAAAGCAUUAUCUAUUGUUAUACCCUUGAGCGCUCGUAAACGUGUGAGUAGCGCUGUACCCAUACGCGCUUUCCUCACCUUUCCUUCUGCACACGACGCUCUUUCCGCUUACGAUGCUAGGCUUGGAUGCGUCAUACGAAAGCGAAAGAUUGGGAUGUCUUGGUUCAUAAAGAAAGAUGCCCCUCAAAAAGCCCCUAGAACUUGCCUGUUGGCUAGAGGUUUGAAAAAGUCCACUACAGAGAAGGAUUUACAAGUCGUAUUCCCUCAAGCUGCUUCUAUAGUUUUGCGCCUGCAAACCGGUGAAGCGCUUCUGCACUAUGAUAUGGAAGAAGAUUGUUUGCUGGACAAGGAUAAUUCUCGUAAUUUGCGUCUCUUUGGCCGCCCGUUACAGGUCAUGUUUUACUUGCCGAAUCGAGACAAAAGCAAGAUCACUAAUUCCAAAGUGUCGCGACACGUUUGUGCGGUCAACUUUGGCGACGCACGCAAUGACUUGAAUUUGACUCAGAAAAAGAAACGUGCAAAAAUUGCUCUUACGCAACGGCCAAAGCAUUACAAAGCCAAACAUUCCAUUUUACAAGUGGAUCCGAAGUCUGCUGCAUACGAUCGGGCGACGGACAAUGGGCCACUCGAUGGUGGGCAGCUGCACGCCUCAUCGCUACCACCAGAGAAACCGACGAAUUCGGAAACAAAGCACAAGCUUAAUAUGAAGCAGUGGAAGAAAUUGAAAGCACGUAGGCGGAAUAGGCGUGCACACGCUCAGAAGGCAGCGUUGAAACCAGCAACAUGAAUUAUGUUACUCCAUAUCACAAAAUAAACUGUACAAUCGACCAACUCCUUUGUAGCAUUGUCCGCUAUUGACACGUGUUUCCAAGAUUUGGGUAGGGGUAAACAUUCAAAUGCUUGUCGUAAAUAAAACGCCUGCUAUAUUAGCCACAAUUGGAAAUCGCUUCGUAGUGUGCUACCGCAAGCAGGGUGUUGGUGCUAAUGGUGGUCAUGCUGCAGACGGUUAUGAUGACUUGAUGCACUGGUAGCUCGGGUCGAUCGUUCCUGAUUUCACUAGUUCCCCGACCUUCGGAGUUGGGAUGCAUCCCAACUC